GGGCCUAUGCUGAAGUCGCUGCUGCUGGGGUGGGGAGUUUAAAAGAAGCAGCAGCAAUCAGCAAGCAAGAAGAGGCACGCGCGCGCGAUGCGAGAGCAAAGCAAAAUCAGCAGCAAACUACAGUAGUAGUACAGUAAUUAACAAGCAGAGGAGGCAGUAGGCAUGGCGUCUGUGGUGUUGAAGGAUCUGAACAAGCGGCUGCUGGGCCUCUCCUGCUCCUCCGCCGCCUCCACCUCCAUCGUCCUCUCCGGCCACUCGCCGCCGCACCUCCGAGACCCAGCUCGCACCAGCAACAGCAGCAAGAAGAAGAAGACGAAGGCGAACAAGAGCAAGCAGCAGCUGGUUAGCCCUGCAAGCUCGUCCAGGUUCCUUCUCAACUCCUCCCGGAUGCAACCCAGCGCGGAUGAGUUGCCGCCGCCCUUCGUCAUCCCGGUUGCUGUCGCGGCUGCGGCGGAGGAGAAUGAGAUCGUAGCUGCUGCAGUGGAAGGAGGAGGAGGAGAAGAGGAAAAGAGAGAGUCAUCGUCGCAGGUGGAGGUGGUGGUCCUGCGGGUGUCCCUGCACUGCAAGGGAUGCGCGGGGAAGGUGAAGAAGCACAUCUCCAAGAUGGAGGGCGUCACCUCCUUGGACAUCGACAUCGCCACCAAGAAGGUCACCGUCGUCGGCCACGUCACGCCGCUGUCCGUGCUCACUGCCGUCUCCAAGAUCAAGCCCGCACAGUUCUGGCCCAUCUCCUCCUCCUCAUCGCCCAUGCCUCCACGCGCUUCCGCUUCCUUCUGAUUUCUCAUCCACCCUGCUUACUGCUUGCUUCACCCUUAAUUUUAGAUUAUUAUGUGCACUAGUAUCUGUAAGUACUACUGUAUACGGAAAUUUAUAAAAGCCAUUUUUUUUCAUGAAA
Oryza sativa Japonica Group (Japanese rice) is the source of this 895-nucleotide messenger RNA. RefSeq names its product protein SODIUM POTASSIUM ROOT DEFECTIVE 3. The record is from RefSeq and is a predicted model, not a curated record. NCBI's taxonomy places the organism in Eukaryota, Viridiplantae, Streptophyta, Magnoliopsida, Poales, Poaceae. Gene Ontology annotation, molecular function: metal ion binding.